AGGAGGACCAGGACCGAGCCAGGAGAGACAUGGAGGACGAGAAGCUCAGACUGCAGCAGCUCAAGAGGAAGUCUCUGAGGGACCAGUGGCUGAUGGAUGGACCUCCCCUGUCCCCAAUCGCCCCAGCCUCCCCGGAAGCCCAGAGCCCCCGCUCCCCUCUUUGGGGCUCCCAGGCCCAGGAGAUUGAAAAGCGCAUUGACAAGUUGCAGUCAGAGAGUCAGCGGUUGGCAGAGGAGGAAGAGUCACUGAAGGAACAGAUGGAGGAUGGCCAAACGGAGGCCGUGAAAAAAGCAGAGGCUGGAGCAGAAAUGGUCCAAGAUGCUGUCAUGCAGAACGGUGAAAACAAUGGCUCGGAUGAAGCGAAGACAAAAAGCACCCCGCUGGGUGAAACUGCGGCUGUCCUGACCAAUGGCGAAGCAGACACCAAUCACGACACUCGGGCCUCCACUAACGGACCAGUAGAAGCCUCCGGGGGCGGCAUGAAAUCGGAGCCUGGGUUGAGCUUUGGUGUUUCUGAGGCGGAGCUUAGUCAGGUUCCAAAUGUCAACUUUAAUGAGGAGGAGGAGGGGGAGGGGGGGGGGGGGAUUCUGGUGAUGAGAGCAGAGCGUGUGAUCAUCACAGAGGACGGAGAUGAUGUACCUGAGGAUCUUGCACACCAGCAGGAGACCAUGCAGACAGAGGCAGCAGGCCAAGAGGGAGGGCAAGCUGAGGGGGAAGUAAAAACAGAGGCAGCUCCAGAAACCUUCACACAACAAGAGCAGAGUGAGGCGACUGAACCCGCUGCAGAGGAACAAUGGGCAACCGGAGAUGGAGACUCGCAGGGUGGCGUGGAGAAGAAUGGAGACGGAGAGAGAAAAUCCGAAGGAGGGGACAAAGAUUCGGAAGGCCCGACCUCUGCGCAGGUGCAGUCCCCAGCCGGUGCCCUAGAGGGCACUGCAGUGGCUUCGUUGCCGGUCUACUCCGAGGCGCAACCCGCCGCUCUCGCCCCUGAGCUGGAGGCAGAGGGUGAAGCUGCGACGUCACCAGAGGGAGCCGAGGCGGCACUGAAAGCCCAAGUCCCUGCAGAGGGUGAAGCUGCGACGUCACCAGAGGGAGCCAAGGCGGCACUGAAAGCCCAAGUCCCUGCCGCGCCGCCUGGACAGUUCCAGGAGGUGCCCCUGGCUGAUCCCCAGGAGAGCCAGAGGACCGAGGCCAGGCCGGGGGAGCGGGAACCCCUCCUGUCCCAGGCAAAGACCAACAACGCCCAAGCAGAGCCAGCAGCAGCAGCAGCAGCCUCCGCCAGCACAGAGACUUACAGCUCAGCCAGGGCCGGCCAUGGAGAGGAGGCCGAGGCACCCAAACACAAAGCCUGCCAGUGCUGCUCUGUCAUGUAGAUGCCCCUCACUGUACAUUCACCUCCUCUCUCCCUCCUCCUCCUCAGUCUCUCUGCUCUUCAACUCCACACACACUCCUCCCCUCGUCUCUUUGUUUCACACCCUGUAUUCUAAUCGGCCCACAAUCUACUUCCCUCUCCACCUACUCUCUGCCCUCACUCCGUGUAUUCAUCUUGAAACUUCCCUAAUCUCACUCUUGAGUUUUGAUACUCCGAGAGGAAGUGAGCUCUCUCCAACGUGAAGACAGGUGGGAGGUGUGGACCGGACUUGUCUGUGUUUAAGUGCCUUGAGGAGCUCUCUACCCAGAACUACCCUUUUUAAAUUCUCUUCUUCUAGUAGCUGCAAUUGAGCGAAAAUAACACUGUAUUAUUUUAUACUGUUGUAUCCACAUGUGUAAUUCAUGAGGUCAUUUUCAUAAUCUAAAUAUGAGAUUUUACGUCACAAGAUCUGGAGAGUUUCAGAGAGGACAUUGUUCUUAUUUCAUGAUUUUAAAGCUGAAUUAUUUUAUGGAUUUUGAUCUUUUAUUAGAGAUGCUUUUAAUCCAAGUAUAGGGCCUGAACAUUUUUGUUCACAGGUUUUGACAAUACACAGACUAAUAGUAUGAAAUGGUGUAAUUUAUAAACGGCGAGCACCACUGAAUAUUUUGUGGGACAUUGCCAGUUUCUCCAGAUUAUUUUGAGAUGCCUGAAAGUAUGAAUUUUGUAUUUUUACCAGAUGUGCCUUUGAAAGCGGGGCUCCAGAGCUCCUGACAUAGCUCUGUGCAUGGAUGUAUAAACCGCAUACAGAAACAUGUGGCAUUGAGCUUUGAAAUGAUUGAUGAAUGAUUUAAUGAUUAAACUGACAUUUGUGAUAAAUUGCUUGAUGUACUUGAUGCUCCAAAAACGACAACAUUGCACCAUGCAAAAACAAACACCCUGGAUAAUGUUUAACCAUUUGAUUCGCAAUGUUAUUUAUUUCUUAGUCCUAACCCAGGGACAGCUGGGUAUUUGUCUACCCAUGCAGUUUUAGUUGUUUUAAAUGUUCCCCUGAAUGGAAAAAGAGAACUAACGGGACGUUCCGCAAAAAGGAGAGGGAUCACUGGGACUGAACUAAUGAGAUGAUGCACCUGGUGUUCCCUGCAACAAGUCUCACAAAUCCAUGUCCAAGUCCAUGGAGCUUUAUAAUACAAAUUCCACCAUGAAAACUGCAGUGCAAGUAAGUCGAGGGAGACGUAUGAAUUUAACAGUGUGCAUUAUAGGUUUCAUAGGGAUUUAAAGAAACGGUGCGCAUUUUGAAGUUGUAGCUUUUGAGCCAAUACGAUUCAAAAUGUUUUAGCGCGUGCCAUCAUCAAUAUGUGAGUUACAGUGCUUCAUGUAAUACAAUUAACAGAAGUGUGAAUAAUCAGGGAUCACAGUCCUCAAAUAUUUCUUAUUUUUACUGUCACAGAGAACACAGGUGGACUUUGCUCUCAGUAUUGUGAAACUUUUUUUUUUUUUUUUUUUUUUUUUUGAAUGCCACUAUAAAACUAAACGAUCACCACUUCCAGACAGAUGCUGCAGUGUCGCUGAGUAAAGAGGCUUUUGAUUUCAACAAGCAGAGCCAUGUUUGCUGUGUGCGCCAUCGCUGCCCUGUGCUUGAUGCCUGUGGGCCAUGCAGCUCCUCUGGACUGUAAAGACCUGGUUAAGCCUUUGGGUCAAAUAGAUCUCGGUCACUUGGAGGGCAGAUGGGUUCUAGUUGCAGACAGUCUGAAAUUCAUCGAAGCUGGGCAACUUUUUCGAACCUUCGACAGCGUAAGUGUUGAUUUCCACAACUCGACUUACACCCAAGCCAAUCGUGAUGGUGACCAGUGCCACUACCGGUCCCAGAAUAUCUCCAUAGAUGGCCCGAACUUUGACAUCAAGGUUGGGGAGUCAAUUAACUUCAGGGGGACCUUCUUACAUACAUCCUGUUCGGACUGUGUGACGCUGAGAUUCACCGUGGAUUCACCAACUCGAAACACAACAGAAUUGUGCCUGUUCAGCAGGAGGAGGCAGUUGGACCGGAAGGAGCUGGAGGAGUUCCGGGCUCAGGUGGAGUGUCUGGACAUGCCUCAACAUGUUGAGCUGGAUCCUACCAAGGAGCUUUGUCCGGACUGGUCCCGCCGCAGCCAAUCAGACUGAGGAGAAAAACACUUUGGUGCAUGAUAUCUACUCAUGGUGUCAAUAAAGUGGAUGUGGAUCUAUA
Anarrhichthys ocellatus (wolf-eel) is the source of this 3575-nucleotide messenger RNA. It is a transcript of the gene palm3, whose product is annotated as paralemmin 3. Gene Ontology annotation, biological process: regulation of cell shape. The record is from RefSeq and is a predicted model, not a curated record. Gene Ontology annotation, cellular component: membrane. Lineage: Eukaryota; Metazoa; Chordata; Actinopteri; Perciformes; Anarhichadidae.